Fopius arisanus is the source of this 1733-nucleotide messenger RNA. It is a transcript of the gene Cdc42, whose product is annotated as Cell division cycle 42. Lineage: Eukaryota; Metazoa; Arthropoda; Insecta; Hymenoptera; Braconidae. Gene Ontology annotation, molecular function: protein kinase binding; GTPase activity; GTP binding. The coding region runs from base 282 to 857 and encodes 191 amino acids. The transcript is spliced from 5 exons. The record is from RefSeq and is a predicted model, not a curated record. Gene Ontology annotation, biological process: establishment or maintenance of cell polarity; Cdc42 protein signal transduction; endocytosis.
UGUGACAGCAUAGUGUGGUGUUGUCGACGCCCAGUUAUUCUCGUGAGUUGCAUUGGCAUUCUUUUGUUAACAAAUCAAUUAUUAUAACUUCCACAUACGUUAACAAUCAGAGUGAUAUGUAUUCUGAUUCAACUAUUGUGAAUUUAUCCUCGAUACAAUUAGCCUUGAUGCCCACUGAAUGAACACUCAGAGUUGUGAAGCGUAAGAAAAAAAUCAGUCGCCCAUUAAAUUUAAAUACAAUCAGAUACCUUAUCACGUUAGGCAUUUUUUAAUACGAGAGAAUGCAAACGAUAAAGUGCGUGGUGGUUGGGGAUGGUGCUGUGGGUAAAACAUGUCUACUCAUCUCUUAUACAACUAAUAAGUUUCCAUCGGAGUAUGUACCCACUGUUUUCGAUAAUUAUGCUGUCACUGUUAUGAUCGGGGGUGAACCGUAUACAUUAGGACUCUUCGACACAGCUGGUCAGGAAGAUUAUGACAGGCUCAGACCUCUGAGUUAUCCACAAACAGACGUAUUUCUCGUCUGUUUCUCCGUCGUCUCACCUUCAUCGUUUGAAAACGUGAAAGAAAAGUGGGUGCCAGAAAUAACUCAUCAUUGUCAAAAAACUCCAUUUUUACUCGUUGGGACGCAAAUUGAUUUGCGAGAUGACGCCGCAACGAUUGAAAAAUUAGCGAAAAAUAAACAGAAGCCAAUAACUGGAGAGCAGGGGGAGAAGCUUGCUAGAGAACUUAAAGCUGUCAAAUAUGUAGAAUGCAGUGCUUUAACACAGAAAGGGUUGAAAAAUGUAUUCGACGAGGCAAUAUUGGCAGCACUGGAGCCCCCAGAAGUCGUCAGAAGAAGGAAAUGCGUCGUCUUGUAGAGGGUUUUCUAGACACCUGUUGAACUCCGAUAAUUAUUCUAAAAAAUUGCAUUAAAAAACAAUUGGUUUGUGUAUACCCGCCCAAAACACAGUAAGUCUCAACGAUGCAUUGCAAAUUACGAAUUGACUAAGUAAUUGGAGAAAACGAUCGUACGGUGGAAAAAGAAGAAAUAAUCUACACGAAGAUUGCGAUGCGUCUUAUCAUGAUGGAGGCAAAAAAUUAAUUCAAGCAAUUUUUUAUAAGCAGUGGCAAUUUUUUUAAAGCUUCCGAUAAAAACUUCAAUUAAAUUUUUUUCCACAUUUGAAUCGUGAGUAUGAAUUUUCACAAAAGGUGAAGAAUUUUCUUCAUCGUCUCUCGUCUGUGUGAGGAAUUUUUAGGAAUCAUGUGUAUUUGAGAGAUUGUGCCAUAUCCACCUCAACAUGCACGUGUCGGUUGAAAAAAAAAUUAAUUCCAAUAUUUCUUUUUUGUUCCUGAAACGAGAUAAAUUUAUAAUUUUUUUAUGAUUAUUUGUGGAGGUGUCGAAAAUUGAAAAAAAAAACAAAAAUCCCUUCCCUCAUCUCUCGUAGCACUUGUCACCGUCUAUUCAAUCCUCAAGUUUAUAUCAUUCGAAAAUCAUGUUCGACCGUUUAAUGGGUAGUUAACAAUUAUAUUGCGGUGAAAAGGCAAUGCAAACCUUUGGGGCGAUAAUUAAAAUCACAAAAAAGUCGGAAGUUCCUCCAAAAAUUAAAAAACUGAAAGGAUUCAGUUGUUUUUGCAUUUCACGGAAUAACAAAAUUGACGUGGAAAAUUUUUACGUACGGUAUACCGUAUUCACACUCAAACACGCUAUGAAUUAUUAUUGAAAUAAUUUCAACGAUUUGCAUAAAACGAAGGAA